Molecule: messenger RNA, 6408 nt
Organism: Puntigrus tetrazona (Sumatra barb)
Lineage: Eukaryota; Metazoa; Chordata; Actinopteri; Cypriniformes; Cyprinidae
Gene: pxylp1
Product: 2-phosphoxylose phosphatase 1
Exons: 5
Coding region: 2724-4289 (521 amino acids)
Biological process (GO): glycosaminoglycan biosynthetic process; chondroitin sulfate proteoglycan biosynthetic process; dephosphorylation
Cellular component (GO): Golgi apparatus
Molecular function (GO): phosphatase activity
Source: RefSeq, a predicted model, not a curated record
CACAUUUCCUCUGUAUGGGCUCGCUGCUAUUCGUGCACACUCUGAGGUUCCUCCAGGGACCGCCGUCUAUGUGUGUUUAGUGUGUCAGGUGGGAAUAUAACCUCGCCUGAAUUGUAUUUAGAGUCUCAGUAUGCGCCUCGGUGUGGGUUUUGUGUCCAGCGGGAAUGUUGUCUCGGUUUUGCUGCAUUCAGCUCGCUAAACAAAGGCAUUUCCCUUGAAGACAUGCUAUAUAUACCGUGGAUUGUUCUCUGAUUCGGUUUUAAGGGAUACCUUUUCAGCUGGCUGGAUAUACGCAAACCAAAAAAGACUAAUUGACACACUUACAAAAGAGCAUGCUGGCAGCAUGCUGUUACCAAUAUACAUUUUUGUGCCUACAAAAAGGUACUGUGGCAGUACUUUGAUAUAUACCACGGUGUUAAACUUCAACCAAUGGCCUUUCACUCAAGUAUCAUUGUCCUUUUAUAGAUCUUACAAACUUUAUUGGAACUACUUGAAGGAUUUUUUCAUUUUUUGGGUGAACUAUACCUUUAAGAAGCACAGUCUAUCACCAUAAACACUCACAAUAUACAUUUUUGUUCAAUCAAUAAGUGCCUACAAAAAGGUACUGUGGCAGUACUUUGAUAUAUACCACGGUAUUAAACUUCAACCAGUGGCCUUUCACUCAAGUAUCUCGCUGUCUUUUUAUAGAUCUGAAGAGAUCACACUCUCUUAAAUGCAAGAGAAUAAAAUGACUUGCCGUGACACUUACAAAAGCCCCAGAAUUCCCCUUUGAGUGUGAUCUGCAGAUCUGUAAAAGAAAGCAUGGGAUCUCACUAACGAAAUGCCGUAACAAUCAGAAAUGCGUUAAACAAUAUAAAGUUGCGAUGAAAAGCAUUUUUUUUUUUCCAUGUAUUGUGAGAAGAGUCGUUUUUACAAGAAGGGCCAUUUGCUUUUCGAUCAAACGUUACAAGGUCAAAACUAAAUGAAUUAAACGCAUGCGUGGAUGAGCUGUCUAUAAUAAGAUCUGUAACAUGAAUUGGAUUAAUUAGAAAAUCUCGAUCCGUCGUUUUAACUGGAGGAUUCAGUGACGUGUUUUUACAAGGUCAAAAUUAAAAACGAUUACGAAAAUCCAAACCCAUAGGAAUUACUGUGUUCGGCCAAACAAAGGAAGAUGUUUUGAAAAAUGUUUGUGACCGGACUGUUUUCGGUCACCACUUCUUUAGUAGGAAAAAUAAUUACUAUGGAAGUCAAUUGUGACCCAAAACAGCCUGGCUACUAACUUUUUUCUGGUUACAAACUACUACUUGAAGGACUUUUUAAUAUUUUGGGUGAACUAUACCUUUAAGAAGCACAGACUGUCCUCUGCGACUGUUUAGUUGAGCUCGUGAACUAGUUACAAGUUGGGGGCUGCCAGCUGACGCAUGGACGAUACUUCACAGUUGGUCUUAAAGCAGCCUUUAAAAUCAGCAAAUGGAGAUUUGUUUCGUUUUUAAGUACCGAAACCAAGCAGUUUCAAAAACCCCAGAAGUCCCCAAGUCAACGGCGAGGAUAUGGUUUGCAGUAGAUGAAUGUUUAUGCAUUUUUUUUUUUUUUUUUUUUUAGAGCAGUGGUCAGUCAGAUUGGCCUCCGAGACAGAUUGUUCCCAGAUUAGACCCCAAUGUCCCGUGUCCUUGACUGAAAAUCCUCUUUCACCGAGGACCGGGAUCCGAGAAAUCAGCCCUGCAUGUAUCGGCAGAUUAAACGUUUAAUGUCACAGUGACAGCUAAAGGAAAAUCCUGCUAAUUUAGUCGUUUAAAAGCACAGAUGGUACGAAUUUACAAAGCCAACACAAAUUAAGCCAAACAUGACAAGGUGAGCGGGGAUUGGUUAACGACCUUCUUAAUACCCGCCCUCUGCGUCCCGCAGCCAAUCGCAGCUCAGUCUGAGCAACAGGGCAACAUAAGAGAACCGAAUUUUAGUUGCGUGCCAUGCGUGUGUGCUUGUAAAUAGUAAAGAGCUGACCUUUUAACGGGUUUACAGCAUCUUUCUGUUUUUAAAGCAUCUCACGGCCUCUGUUUGAGACCAGCCGCAGUAGCUCAGAAAAUAGCACCCGUCUGCACGCUCGGUUUAUUUCGUAAUCUAACGAUUUUAAGCGUACUAAAUGCAUGCGUCUUUGUCUUCCUCACGUUGCCCGUUUCUUUUGCCCCGCGUGAGGUCAUUACUAAUUUAUUCCUUCCUUUAUGGCGUCUCCGACAAGAGCUGAAAGCUGUCUGAAUGUAGGACAGAACCGCAUCUUAAAUUAGCCGCUCCUCUCCUCCUCUCUCUUCACUUCAGUUCACUCAAGCAUGACUGAUGUAGUUUUGUGGAGUCUGUGGAGACGGAGAGAAAGGGGCCAUACAUAGAGGCCGAGGAAGACAGAAGCGAAGAAUGAAAGGCGAUCGGUUUGCAUCCCAGUGAAUUGUGGGUUUCUGUCAGCGCUGCGGCGCACACCGCCAACAGCGCACACAAUAUCAGCCUGACGGCCUUCAACGGCAGAGCAAACACUGUCCGUCCUGUUUGAGUCGCGUCUAUUGUAGUUGUGUUUAGGUGGUGUGUGAUUCUCUUUGUACGCUACACUCAGACUUCCAGCUACAAAGAGCCCUUUGUGCCGGCCGGCCUCUUCACCGAGCCGGGCUGCGAUUGGCUGAGAGCGCCGAGCUUACGCGUGAUUGGUCAGGCAGCUUUUACUGGAGUCAGAUGGGGUUCGAUGCUGAAUUAAAACCAGUAUGAGGUGCAAGCACACACACACACACAAACACACACAUGCACAUGCCCGCUUUAACAUCUCCAGAAUGUCCGUCGCUGUGCGUAUAAACCAGCUAACCGUUAUACUUCUGUCUGUGCACCUCAUUCCAACCAAUCCGGUGGCAGAGCAAAGAUCGCUCGGUAAAAGCAGAAAGCGGGUGAAUCCGGUCCUCCACACGGAGCCUCCCGCCCCAGACCCAAUCCGAGACACUCACCAGUACUGCAAUUACCCCAACCUCACGGAGCACGGCUGGGAGGGUCACAGUCCGGCUGACUACAGGCUGCUGUCCGUACAUGUGAUGAUCCGGCAUGGAGACCGCUUCCCUCUGUACUCCAUCCCCAAAACCAAGAAGCCUGCCAUAGACUGUGUCCUAUCAGAGAAGAGAAAGCCCUCUCACCCCCUCCUGGCCUCCUUUAUUGGUCACAUGGCUCUGGGUGGGCGUGGUCACUGGGACGCAUCACUGGGUUCUCUGCCCCGGUUACCCAAUCACAGCACCUGUGAAAUGGGAGAGCUUACACAGACAGGAGUCGUACAGCACUUAAAAAACGGCGAUCAUCUUCGUCAGGCUUACAUCAAGCGCCACAAUCUGCUCACUGCUGAUUGGUCGCCGCGGCAGUUGUGGGUGGAGACUACAGGUAAAAGCCGCACCCUUCAGAGUGGACUGGCCUUCCUCUUCGGCUUCCUGCCACGUUUCGAUUGGUCACGGCUGACGGUAAGACAGCAGUGGAGUACUCUGUUCUGCGGUUCCUCGUGCGACUGUCCCGCUCGCAACCGGUACCUGGACCAUGAGCAGCGCAGGCAGUAUCGGCAGAGGACUGCAGACACAGAACUGGAGCGUACGUACGUCACCAUGGCGAAGAUGUUGGGCGUGGCCACAAAAAUCCUGAGGGCGGCCAAUCCGGUGGAUGCGUUGCUGUGUCACUUUUGUCACGGCCUUCCUUUUCCGUGCUCUAGCGCAAAGACUACGUCAAACGCUCCGGAUGAGGGGGCGUGUCUCACGCUACAGCACUUUGCUGUGAUUCGCCGGCAGCAGAAGGAUGACGAGCUGGAGCGGCGGGGGGCCGGGCUUUACCGGCGAUACGCUGUGCUCGCGGCGCAUCCGUACCUCAACCGCACCGCCACGCGGAUGGAGAGGAUCGCCAGGGGAAGCCAGGCGCGCAAAGGCAAGGAAGAGGCGGCCUUCGCUUUAGCGUCUGCUCACGACGUCACAAUGGCGCCGUUGCUAAGCGCGCUCGGCCUGGAAGGGGCGGGGUUUCCAAAGUUCGCGGCGCGGCUGGUGUUCGAGCUGUGGAACGGCCCGGAAGCGAAAGACAGAGAUAGAAAGAGCGAUAGAAAGAGAGGGAAGGGGCUGGAGAACGCGUUCAUCCGCGUUCUCUAUAACGGAGAGGACUUGACCUUUGACACAGCCUUCUGCCGCGGCCACAAUCGACACUCUGCUCAGCCACUGUGCCCUCUGGGUAAUUUCCUGUCGUUUGUGAGAAAUGACAUGUUUAACAUCGUCAACGCGACGAGCUACCAGCAGGCCUGCCACCAAAUUGUACUGUGAACGUGAAUGAGCGGACGUCAGGGAAAGGUUGACCCAAAUAUUCUGUGCAAUUCUGUCAUCCUUUAAGUCGUUUCGAAACUAUAUCAAUUUUAGUGGAUAAUACUAUUGAAUGCAAGCUCAAAGAGAUGCGCCUAUGCGGUAUAUUUCAAUGAGUUUGCUUGGUUGGAAUAACAUGAAGGUAAAAAUAAGACAGAAUUUACAUUUUUUUGGGCGUACUGUACCUUUAAGGCCGAGUACCGCUAAUAGUGUUCUUGGUGUAGUGUUUGUGGACCAAAUAAUCGUCCUUGCACAAUGUUUUUGGUGCAUUUUACUAAUCACACUGACUAAAUCUGAAGCUGUUUACUGUAAUCAUUUUAAGCUUAGGCUGUGACUGAACGUGAACAUCUGUCAAGGACCCUUCCAGAGCACCUGUAUACCCAGACAAACACACAAGUUGUCGAAACACCUCUUGCCUUCAUUUUGAGUCGGCGAUCUAGGAGCGCUGCACAGUCAUUAUGACAAUCCCAGUGGUUUUGCUAAAUACAAUUUUUUUUUUUUUUUUUUUUUUUCGAAUUGUCAUUUUUUUGUGUGUAACACUUAUAUUAGAUUUAGGGCACUUGGCCACUUUAUUGCAGGGUUCCUGCGGUGAUCGGGAAUCUGAUGUUAUUUCAGUUUCGCAUCUCUUCCAUCGGACUUCCCGGAUGAGUUCUCACUUGAAUAGCAUUAGCAAAAAUGACUCGUUUUAGCACAAUCGUGACGCAUUCCUCGCACAUUUUUGUGUGCUUUUAAAUUUGUUAGCAGUGCAAAACAGCAUAAAAUAGCGCUUUCACUUUGUUUACACGUAAUGUAAAUGUAGAACAAAGGAGUGGUGGUUAUUUUAAGUACUGUAAAACUGAUCCAGUCGACUUUUGUAUCGCAGAUGGCGUUCUUGCGAUCGGCCUGUACUGCCACAUUUCAAACCUUAAAGCACAUUUUUCAAUAAAAGAAUCAUUUUGGUCUAAAAACGUUCACGGGGUCUGUCUGAAAAUACACGUUUUUUUUUCACUCUCCGCCACUUUGCGGCCCAUUCAGUCCAAGAUCCACCCACUUAAACAAAACGAGAUGCAAGGUAAAGCGUCCAACCACAGUUUGUUUUGAUUUGCAUGCCAUUUAUCUAAACUACCCCAUAGAACAAUAACAGUCCAGCGUGGAAAGAUUCAUUCGUUCAUUGCUCAACAGUGCUGGUAUGAGACCGGCUUGUACAGAAACGGGGAAAAAAAGCCUGCAAAGAAGCAUCUAGCUUACGCAACAUUUCCAAAGAUCGCGCGCCACUAUCACAAAUCAAUCUUUUUUUUACUUCAUGGUGUCAAUCUGGCAACAAAACUGUUUCCAGUAAAGCUGAUGAAAUCAUCGCAACGUUGGGUGAAGUCGGUAAAUCUAAUCACGCUUGCAUAUAUCUCCACUAGGUGGCAGGAGACUUUCGUCCGUGUGAGAAUUCAAGCGACCUCAGAUUGAGUCAGCACUAUUGAAAUAGAUCAAACAUCAGCUCAUUGGUCAGCACCGCACACAUACAGCGUAGAAAGCCUCCUUGGCUCGAGCCGUUAUUGUUAAAUAUGAGAUUGCAAAUCACGCCGACUGGUUUUUAGCCUCGCCUGUCGAGUAACUCCAUCACAACAGCCAAAAAACUGCCAAGGAGUAAUCUGCAGAAUUUCCCCAAGAGUGUGUAUCGGGAUGUAAGUGAAGGAAUCCGAGGCCUUCUGAUCUCUACGAGAUGAUUUUAAUUAGCCGCUGCCUUCCUCGGCCAAAGAAAAGAUCAUUCAUUUACUGACUUGGACGGAGAAAUCGAUCUUAAUUAAAGUGAGUUAGCGUACCGGUGUGCCUGGGAGCGUUUAGAGAGGGAUAAAAUGAACUUAGCAAAUUAAGCACGAUGCAGAUAUUAUUAACACACUCAAAACUUUCUUGUGUAAUUGUAACUAUGCAAAACAUCGCUUGUUUUUUUUUGUUUUCCUGUGAAAAGAUGAACCGACCCAUUUGGAGAUCUCCAGAGAACGUCUACCAGAUAUGCAUCUUUGCAUAUGCAAAUAUCCCUAUUACUAACUGAGCAUAUCUAAUACGAAUUAUGGAAUAAGAUAAAAAAAAAAAGUACUAAAAUACUUGUAUC